AUGGCAGCUGCAUCACCCAGUAUUCGACUUAGCUUCCUUGCUCCAGGCGAUCAGUCCAAGUACGAGUCUCUUUUUGCACAAGCAGCUCCUAGCAGCAAGUUCAUGUCUGCUGCACAAGCAAGGGAGGUGCUUUCUCGAUCAGGAUUGGAUUCUGAAACGUUGGCCAGGAUAUGGGAUUUAUCCAAUGUGACGCAGGAACCACAGCUCACCUUUCCUGAAUUUGCUGUUGCCAUGUAUUUGACAUCAAUGCGAAUGACCGGUCGUGAUAUUCCAUCCACAUUACCCGAUGCUAUACGAAACGAGAUCCAAACAGCAACAGCCAUGAUACGCUCAACUACAGACACUGUGCCUCCUCAGCCAACGGGAUUACGCUCAUCAUCAUCACCUUCUUUACUUGGCGUUCAACCCAUGCCUCAACGUUCUAAUUCAACAUCCAUGUUACAAUCGCUUGCAAAAGGCCAAACGAUUCAAUCGCAACCUACUGGAUAUCAACAAUCUCAACCCACUGGAAUGCAACAACCAUCAUUUACUGGAUUGCAGGCACAAAUGACAGGAGUACAACCUAUGCCAACAGGUCUUCAACAACCAUCCAUGACCGGUCUUGCAUCACAACCCACAGGGAUGUUACAACAACAACAACAGCCCACUGGACUCCAAGUGCCAAUGAUUACAGGCGUCACACCCAUGAUGGGCAACAAUAUCCAAGUGGCUAUGCCUACAGGGAUGGCAGGCAACAAUAUGGAUUUCACCAAUCAAAUGAUGCCUAAUGCUCAAAUGGGAGGAAAUCAUCAAUUCCAAGCCAUCACGGGGAAGGUGAAGAUUCCAUGGGCAGUAACGACUGAAGAAAAGCAACGCUAUUCCAAGGUGUUCAAAUCAUGGGAUGCUGACAACAAAGGCUAUAUCUCUGGAGACAAGGCCAAAGAAAUCUUUACACAAUCGGGAUUGGCACAAAACAUUCUUAUGCAAAUAUGGAAUUUAUCAGAUCCCAACAACCAAGGCAAACUUAAUGUGGAUGAAUUUUGUGUUGCCAUGCAUUUGAUUUACCGCAAGCUCAAUGGAUACGACGUACCUACAUCUCUACCAGCCGAAUUGGUUCCACCUUCGACACGUCAACUCAACGAGACUGUCAGUGAGCUGAAAAACUCCAUUUUACAAGAUAUCGCGAAGAAACGCCAUUUGACCAACUUUAGCUCAUCGCCUUCACUUUCACCACCCACCACCCGUGGCAGUCCAUCACGGGCUCGAAGUGUUAGUCCUGGACCUACAAGCAGCAGCAGUAGUAGUCGACGACGGGAAAAGUAUGUGGAUAAUGAUGAUUCAGAGCCUGUUUAUGUAUCGAGUGCGCGACGUAUGGGGCCUGAUCGUAGUCGAUGGGGACAAUCACGCGAUGGCUCACCUUCACCUACUGCCUCCAAAUCUUCGGGUACAACAACAUCCAGCUACGGCUAUCGUGGCAAAGCAACUCGAAUUUCGGAUAUGCGAAAGGAGAUUGCUCAACAAAAAGAACGUCUCAAGCAAUUGGAACAAGAAGCCAUUUCUAGAAAAGCGACACCUUACAAUGAGCUUUCAUACACGGAUCGCAAAGAUAUCGAUGAAGUCAAGGAAAAGAUUCGAGAAUUGCAGUCUGAGAUCAGAAGUCGCUCGAAUCUGAAAUCCAAUUAUCUGAUUGAGACGUCGUUGCGGAAGCUUGUUCAACAAUUGCAAGAAACAGAAGAGGACUUGGCAGAGAAAAAGAAGCAAUUGACCAAGCUGAAGGCAUCAAAGGAGAGUAGCAACAGUGCCGCUGGAUUGGAUAUUGUUGGUACAGGCCCCAAUGGUGAAAUCACAGAGAGUGAUCGUAUUCGUGCAAAGGCAAAAGCAAUGGUGGCGGCACGUAUGGGCAAGAUCACUGGCAAAAGUAGUACCAUUGAUGUCACAGCAGAAUUGGAUGCAAUUGAUCAAGAAAAAAUGGCGUUUAUUGGUCAUGCAGACUCGGUAUCAGCCAUGAUCCAAGAUGUCGAAGAUCAAGUCAACUCUGUAAGGAUGGAGACAAGCCUACUUGGUCUUGAUAUAAGAAAGCAUGAGCAAGAUCAGAAAAAGAUCGAUGAACGACAACGGUUUGAAAAAGGCGAUGGUGUGGCCAUGGAUCUCAAAGACUUUAUUCAGCAAUUGGCAUUUGAAGUAGCUACAGCUAAAGCACCUGAUGUAGACCCUAGUUUUGAAUCCCGUUUCCCAUCCUUUGAACCAUAG
Molecule: messenger RNA, 2229 nt
Organism: Lichtheimia ornata
Lineage: Eukaryota; Fungi; Mucoromycota; Mucoromycetes; Mucorales; Lichtheimiaceae
Exons: 6
Coding region: 1-2229 (742 amino acids)
Biological process (GO): endocytosis; endosomal transport; actin cortical patch assembly
Cellular component (GO): plasma membrane; nucleus; cytoplasm
Molecular function (GO): calcium ion binding; protein binding
Source: RefSeq, a predicted model, not a curated record